Eremothecium gossypii ATCC 10895 is the source of this 879-nucleotide messenger RNA. It is a transcript of the gene RPA43, whose product is annotated as DNA-directed RNA polymerase I subunit RPA43. Gene Ontology annotation, biological process: DNA-templated transcription initiation; DNA-templated transcription. The coding region runs from base 1 to 879 and encodes 292 amino acids. Lineage: Eukaryota; Fungi; Ascomycota; Saccharomycetes; Saccharomycetales; Saccharomycetaceae. The transcript has a single exon. The record is from RefSeq and is marked provisional. Gene Ontology annotation, cellular component: RNA polymerase I complex.
AUGGGUGUCAAAAAAAGCCCGCUCAAACGGUCCAAGACCGCCGAGUUCAUCAACAAGCAUCGCAAGCUAUGCAAGAACCCCAUCAGCAGUGAAGAUAACACAUCACAGUGCAUCACGCGGCUUCCAGUGUCUAUGUACGUCUCGCUAGCUCCCCUUUACCAGCAACAUCCUCUGGAGGGCAUAAAACGGCAACAUCUGAAUCCCAUGGUCAUGAAAUACAACGGAGAUGUUGGAGGUGUAAUACUGGGAUAUGAGAAUGUGGCGAUUAUGAAUGAAGGCGCUGCGAAAGAUGAAGAACUGCUAGUCAAGUUGACGCCAGAUACCCCUUUUGCGUUUACCUGGUGCAGCGUAGAUCUUGUGGUAUGGUCGCCACAUAUCGGCGAUGUGCUCGAGGGAUGGAUCUUCAUACAGUCAGCCUCACACAUUGGUCUGCUGAUCCACGACGCUUUCAACGCAUCCAUUAAGAAAAAUAACAUUCCGGAUGAUUGGACCUUUAUUCAUAACGAAGAGAGUACCAACGGGAGCAGCGAAAACGAUUCUUCCACAGGAAUGCGCAAGGCCCGGUCUCUAGGCCACUGGGUUGACGGCAACGGUAAGCAGCUGGACGGAAAACUCAAAUUUACUGUUAAAAAUGUCUACACUGCGGGCAGAAUGGUGUCCCUCGAGGGGUCACUGCUAAGUGAAGGCUAUCACAGGUCGCAAGCAGAAAACCUGCCUGUCGUUUCCAACACCAAGAUCAUCUUUGAUGACGAGGUCUCUCAAGAGAACAAGGAAUCUCAUAAGGACUUGGAACUUAGCGUUCUAAAAGAAGAUAAUGGCGACGAGAUCAUGUAUGAAAAAGAUUCCAGCGAUUCAAACAGCGACAGCGACAGCGACUAA